AUGCGGGGUAAGUACUUACGUACCAAGUUUCUUGCUACCUCCUCAUCUACAGUAGACCAUGGUGGAGGGGGCAGUCUGCCGUACACGAAACCGAGCGAAUUUCCGGACGACUUGCACGAAAACCACAACUAUUUUCGCAACCCGAAUGGAGAUGAGGAGGUUUGGUGCUACAAAUCUUCAGAGUUCACCAUGUCGGACGAAUUCCUGCCCGAGAUUUCCAGUCAGGAUCUGGAUAUCUUUAAUGAGGUGGAGUGGGGGGCUAUUCACAUAUGUGAGGAGCACCCUCAACUCUUCCGUGAUCUGGAAAACAUGGAAGGGCGAGGAGAGAGAAGACGACGCGAGAUUGACGAUGGGCAUAAUAUUGACAAUGAUCGGGUCCCUAUCAUCGAAUUCACCAUCGAAGAAAUUGGAAAUAACAAUUUCAAACGAUUUAAUGCACUCCAGAGAGUGUUUCGAGCUCGCUUCGAAGAAAGCGAAUUCUCAGGAUCACCCAUAUGGAGUGGGGGGCUAUUCACAUAUGUGAGGAGGACCCUCAACUCUUCCGUGAUCUGGAAAACAUGGAAGGGCGAGGACAGAGAAGACGACGCGAGAGUGACGAUGAGCAUAAUAUUGACGAUGAUCGGGUCCCGAUCAUCGAAUUCACCAUCGAAGAAAUUGGAAAUAACAAUUUCAAACGAUUUAAUGCACUCCAGAGAGUGUUUCGAGCUCGCUUCGAAGAAAGCGAAUUCUCAGGAUCACCCAUAA
Messenger RNA from Darwinula stevensoni, 744 nucleotides. The record is from the annotation of a GenBank genome assembly. NCBI's taxonomy places the organism in Eukaryota, Metazoa, Arthropoda, Ostracoda, Podocopida, Darwinulidae.